Messenger RNA from Pelobates fuscus (common spadefoot toad), 2802 nucleotides. RefSeq names its product cap binding complex dependent translation initiation factor (gene CTIF). Gene Ontology annotation, molecular function: RNA binding; translation activator activity; protein binding. The record is from RefSeq and is a predicted model, not a curated record. Gene Ontology annotation, cellular component: cytosol. The transcript is spliced from 12 exons. The coding region runs from base 244 to 2013 and encodes 589 amino acids. Lineage: Eukaryota; Metazoa; Chordata; Amphibia; Anura; Pelobatidae. Gene Ontology annotation, biological process: regulation of translational initiation.
CUUUUCCUAAUCCACGUGAUGCAGCCAGGGGGCGGAGCUGUGAUGUCACUCUCCUGCAUUCUCUCUGCCUGUGUCAGCCUGGCUCUCUCCUCCAGUAUCCCUGGCCAGGCGUCCGCUCUCUUCCGGAACCCAUGAGACUUCCAGCACUGGAGCUGCCUUAGGGAGGUGGUCUGGGCAAUCAGUGGCCACCAGGACUAGCACCACUGCAGAUUUCAGCAGUCACAGCCAAGCCUAGAAGAACUAAUGGAGAUCUCCUCUGUGGCAUCUGCGUCGUCUGGAGCUGGAAGCAGCCGAUCCCAAGAAAUCGAAGAAUUGGAACGGUUUAUUGACAGCUAUGUUCUAGAAUACCAAGUUCAGGGGCUGCUGACGGACAAAACUGAAGGCGAUGGGGAGAGUGAUAAGACCCAAUCGAACGUUUCACAGUGGGCAGUGGAAUGUACCGACCAGUUGGAUGUCAGCAAAACUUCGCCAAAAAAGAGAGGAACGUCCUGCAAUCACAGUCCAGCGCAGAAUGGCAACAAAGAUGAUAACCUGGACGUGCUGGGCACGGAGAUUUGGGCUGCUAGUACUUUUGAUUCUUUAAGUGGUGCGACUUGGGAUUUACAACCAGAAAAACUUGACUUCACCCAGUUUCAUCGAAAACUACGGAAUGCCCCCAAGCACCCCCUCCCUCAGAUAGACCGAGAAGGGUUCGGAAAAGGGAAAUGUGAAGAUGGAGAGGAGAUUAACCUGAACGACAUAGAGAAAGUACUCCCAACCUGGACGGGAUAUCAUCCAGCUCCUCACGAAGCAGAGAUAGCACACACCAAAAAACUAUUUCGAAGAAAAAGAAACGACCGCAGGAAACAGAAAAUACAUGGAGGUAACAAGCCUCCACAACCACAGCAGAAUGAUCACCAACCGGUUAUUGCCAAACACAACACCAGGGAGCACCAAAAGCAAUACCAAGGAAGCCAAGCACCACCCUCCUCAGGCAAGCAGGGCCACCAUGGCUAUAGCCAAAAUCGCCGAUGGCACAACAACCAGAAGCACCUGCCAAACAACAAUGACUUACAGAGGCACGCCAAAGACACGGACAGUUUGAAAAUAGAGGACACAUCUGUUUGCACUGUACACAUACCGUUAGAAAUCCACAGGAGCACAGAGACAUCAGAACGGAUAUCAACCAGUGGCACAGACUCCGAAACAAAGCGGAAAGACAGUAUUCAGAAUCAGGACCGAGACAGGCCCAAAGUCAACCUACUGCAAUCUUCCAAAGACAGGCUGCGGAGACGGCUAAAAGAAAAGGAAGAAGUUGCGGUUGAAUCCACAAAUCCUCAAAAGACCAAAAUGGACAAACUUAUAGAAAUCUUAAACAGUAUGCGAAAUAACAGUAGUGAUGUGGACUAUAAACUGACCUCGUUCAUGGAAGAGGCACAGAAUUCAGCAAACUCAGAGGAAAUGCUUGGAGAAAUUGUAAAGACUAUUUAUCAAAAAGCUGUGACAGACAGAAGCUUUGCACACACAGCCGCCAAACUCUGCGACAAAAUGGCGUUGUUUAUGGUUGAAGGUACCAAAUUUCGAAGUCUACUACUCAACAUGUUACAGAAGGAUUUCUCAGUGCGAGAGGAAUUACAUCGAUUAGAUGUGGAACGGUGGUUGGGGUUCAUCAGCUUUCUGUGUGAAGUGUUUGGCACUAUGCGGAGCAGUACCGGAGAGCCAUUCAGGGUCCUCGUGUGUCCCAUCUUCACAUGCCUUAGGGAGUUGUUACAGUCACAGGAUGUCAAGGAAGACGCUGUCUUGUGUUGCUCCAUGGAGCUACAGAGCACCGGCCGCCUGCUUGAAGAGCAGUUGCCUGAGAUGAUGUCAGAGUUGUUGGCGAAUGUACGGGACAAGAUGCUUUGUCCCUCGGAGUCCAUGCUGACACGAUCCCUCUUGCUCGAGGUCAUAGAGCUCCAUGCCAACAGCUGGAAUCCUCUGACACCAACCAUCACGCAAUACUACAACAAGACCAUCCAGAAACUGACAGGCUGACUCUGGCACUAGCCUAGGACACAACUUCUGGGUAGGGGAAGAGACACCAAUCUAAAAAAAAAAAAAAAAAAAUACACAUUGAAGUAAACCAGAAUGUACCUUACAAACUGGACUCCUGAACCUUUCUACAAAGAUGCUGUAGAGAUACAGUACACAUUGGUAAUGUCAAUUAGCAGCAUGCUUGAGACCCCAUUCAGUGAAGGAAGGAUCAUCCUUUUCUAUCUUCUGUUACAAGCAGCCUUCUUCUCCUGCUAUAUAUUUGGUAUACUUUUUCUUUUUGACAUUUGCAUACUGUAUAGGCUGCACACGCAAGGAGACAUUGUCACUGUAGGUGCAAAAGAAAUGUGUAUUGAAAGACCAGUGGCUGCUAUUGUUUACACACCAUUGUAAUGGCUUGCACUGGCCAACUGGCAGGAGACAGUUUGGAGCAGAUGUCUCAGGAGGACAAAAGAUGGCGUGGUUCGACCAGACACUCUAUUGUCAAACAGCAGAGCUGUAGGGAUUUGUGCUUUUGAAAGCCUCGAAACAUGGUUUAAUGAUCUAUUAGAAGACUGCACGGGUUGGAUAUUUAUUUGCACUGCUUUGUUUAGUUUUUGAAAUAAAUAGACACUUUCCUUUGGGUGGUCAGAGAAAAAAAAACACAAGUAAUUAACAAACAAACAUAAUAAACAACCAUCACAUUUGACUUGGCAGACUGUGUGUAAAAAAUAAUAAUUCCUUAUUAUUGAUGGUAAAAGACCAAAUGUUCUUGUUACGGCUGUGGUUAAGUCAUAUAUUGGAAGCUGCAAG